GUUCAGCCAAAGCAGACGUGUCUAAGUGCAUUUAGUGCAACAACAAAGUGAAAGAAAAAAUCAAUUCAAGACUUGAUUCAAAUAAUAGUGAAUUUGAUAAUAUAAAAAGGAACAGGAAAUAUGCAGAUCUUCGUCAAGACCUUGACUGGCAAGACCAUCACCUUGGAGGUGGAGCCAUCCGAUACCAUCGAGAAUGUUAAGGCCAAGAUCCAGGACAAGGAGGGCAUUCCCCCAGAUCAGCAGCGUUUGAUCUUCGCCGGCAAGCAGCUGGAGGAUGGACGUACUUUGUCCGACUACAACAUCCAGAAGGAGUCGACCCUUCAUCUGGUUCUCCGUCUGCGUGGUGGCAUGCAGAUCUUCGUCAAGACCUUGACUGGCAAGACCAUCACCUUGGAGGUGGAGCCAUCCGAUACCAUUGAGAAUGUUAAGGCCAAGAUCCAGGACAAGGAGGGCAUUCCCCCAGAUCAGCAGCGUUUGAUCUUCGCCGGCAAGCAGCUGGAGGAUGGACGUACUUUGUCCGACUACAACAUCCAGAAGGAGUCGACCCUUCACUUGGUUCUUCGUCUGCGUGGUGGCAUGCAGAUCUUCGUUAAGACCUUGACAGGCAAGACCAUCACCUUGGAGGUGGAGCCAUCCGAUACCAUUGAGAAUGUUAAGGCCAAGAUCCAGGACAAGGAGGGUAUUCCCCCAGAUCAGCAGCGUUUGAUCUUCGCUGGCAAGCAGUUGGAGGAUGGACGCACCUUGUCCGACUACAACAUCCAGAAGGAGUCCACUUUGCACUUGGUGCUCCGUCUGCGUGGUGGCAUGCAGAUCUUCGUCAAGACCUUGACUGGCAAGACCAUCACCUUGGAGGUGGAGCCAUCCGAUACCAUCGAGAAUGUUAAGGCCAAGAUCCAGGACAAGGAGGGCAUCCCCCCAGACCAGCAGCGUUUGAUCUUCGCCGGCAAGCAGCUGGAGGAUGGACGUACUUUGUCCGACUACAACAUCCAGAAGGAGUCGACCCUUCAUCUGGUUCUCCGUCUGCGUGGUGGCAUGCAGAUCUUCGUCAAGACCUUGACUGGCAAGACCAUCACCUUGGAGGUGGAGCCAUCCGAUACCAUUGAGAAUGUUAAGGCCAAGAUCCAGGACAAGGAGGGCAUUCCCCCAGAUCAGCAGCGUUUGAUCUUCGCCGGCAAGCAGCUGGAGGAUGGACGUACUUUGUCCGACUACAACAUCCAGAAGGAGUCGACCCUUCAUCUGGUUCUCCGUCUGCGUGGUGGCAUGCAGAUCUUCGUCAAGACCUUGACUGGCAAGACCAUCACCUUGGAGGUGGAGCCAUCCGAUACCAUUGAGAAUGUUAAGGCCAAGAUCCAGGACAAGGAGGGCAUUCCCCCAGAUCAGCAGCGUUUGAUCUUCGCCGGCAAGCAGCUGGAGGAUGGACGUACUUUGUCCGACUACAACAUCCAGAAGGAGUCCACUUUGCACUUGGUGCUCCGUCUGCGUGGUGGCAUGCAGAUCUUCGUCAAGACCUUGACUGGCAAGACCAUCACCUUGGAGGUGGAGCCAUCCGAUACCAUUGAGAAUGUUAAGGCCAAGAUCCAGGACAAGGAGGGCAUUCCCCCAGAUCAGCAGCGUUUGAUCUUCGCCGGCAAGCAGCUGGAGGAUGGACGUACCUUGUCCGACUACAACAUCCAGAAGGAGUCCACUUUGCACUUGGUUCUGCGUCUGCGUGGCGGUUACUAGAUUUGAACACUAUUAAAAGAAGUCAAUAUAUAAAUCUUUCAAAUAACUAAAUGUACUCAAAUAGACAACAUAAAUGUAUUCCCUGUAGUUCAUGUUAAUUGGCAGUAAAUUAUGCUCAAAAUUCCAAAAUAUUUAAAUAUUCAAUAAAGUUCUUUGUGCGCGUUCAAAA
Messenger RNA from Drosophila novamexicana, 1891 nucleotides. RefSeq names its product polyubiquitin-C. Gene Ontology annotation, biological process: protein ubiquitination; modification-dependent protein catabolic process. Gene Ontology annotation, molecular function: ubiquitin protein ligase binding; protein tag activity. Gene Ontology annotation, cellular component: cytoplasm; nucleus. The record is from RefSeq and is a predicted model, not a curated record. The coding region runs from base 121 to 1722 and encodes 533 amino acids. NCBI's taxonomy places the organism in Eukaryota, Metazoa, Arthropoda, Insecta, Diptera, Drosophilidae. The transcript has 2 exons.